This is a messenger RNA of Dermacentor albipictus, 882 nucleotides long. Its product is annotated as E3 ubiquitin-protein ligase RNF181-like. Gene Ontology annotation, biological process: protein ubiquitination. The record is from RefSeq and is a predicted model, not a curated record. Gene Ontology annotation, molecular function: ubiquitin protein ligase activity. Gene Ontology annotation, cellular component: cytoplasm. Lineage: Eukaryota; Metazoa; Arthropoda; Arachnida; Ixodida; Ixodidae.
GCCCAGACAGCCCGGUUCAGGCACGGUCGUACAGCACUUCUUUUACGCUCCUUACUACAAAUACAACAUCCUGUGAAAGUAUAUAAAAUAAUUAUAGCAUUACCACAAAAAGAAAUAAAAGGCGACUGAACAAGUGUCGGCAUAGUAGCAAACAUUUUUUCCCCUAAAAAAAGAAAUAAAGAUGGCAAGGAAGUUUUCACGCGAGGUGCUCGGCUCGCAUAGCAUAGCACGCGCAGCAGCAGACGCUUCCUCUGCGUGGUGAGCCGGCAGUCUUUACCACAGCUGAGAUCUGUUCAUUAAAAAAUUGCCAUCAGCUGUUAACAAUGGCAUCGUACUUCGAUGAGCACGACUGCGAGCCGUUGGGCCCAGGACAGCAACCAGACCACCUGCUUCAUCUGGCAAGAUUGCUAAUUGAUGGUGGAUUCGGAGCCAGAUUUGAUAUGGAGUACCAUAGGAUAUUUCCUGACCAGCCGCACAAGCCGCCAGCGUCCAAGCAGGCAAUUAAGUCGCUCAAACGGACCCCUGUUGACGAAACAGGUAAAAAAUGCCCUGUUUGCUUGAAGGAGUUUAGCCAUGAAGAAGUUGUGACGGAGCUGCCCUGCUGCCACUACUUCCAUGAUGAUUGCAUACUUCCAUGGCUGAAAGUGGUGAACACUUGUCCAGUGUGUCGCCACGAGCUGCCCACAGAUGACCCAAACUACGAGGAACUUAAGGCCCAAAAGGGUCAACCAACUAAGCCAGAACCAAGCAAACCCUAACCCAGUGUUAAAUCCGAACGAAUGAAGCAGCGCCAACAGGCCAUAGAAGAACUCCACAACUCCAUGUUUGGAUGACUAAAUCAGCUUUUACUGGAACAGUGAAAAGAAAUGCGUCCUAUGUACA